AAAUAAAUGCCAGAAUGAGAAGAGGAGGCGCGAGCAGGAGAAUAUUUAUAUAGAGGAGCUGGCCGAGCUAAUAUCCGCCAGUUUUGCGGACAUGAGCUCGAUAUCGGUCAAGCCAGACAAGUGCGCGAUCCUUCAGGAGACCGUCAACCAAAUAAGAAGUAUAAAACAACGUGAGAUUGCAACCCAGUCAAGUGAUCCCGUACAACAGGGCGAAGUGUCAUCGUCUGAGCGUAGACCCCCUAUUCUCUCCAACGAGAUCUACGGGCCUCUUUUGUUAGAGGCCUUAGAAGGAUUCUUGUUUGUCGUAAACGGCGAAGGUAAGGUGGAGCAUGUCACUGACAACGUGUCCACCUAUAUAAAAUUUACACGAGAAGAAGUGCAUGGCAAGUGCAUUUACAAUUUCAUCCACCAUGGUGACCAUGCUAGAUUCAGUGCGACCCUUCUGCCAAUGUCCAUUGGAUGGGCCAGCGAGCCCACCAACAAAUCGCGGUCAUUCAGUUGUCGUCUUCUGAUCAAACCCGACGAUCAGGAUGAAUCCAUGGAAGAGAAGCAGCAGAGGGUCAGCCAAUACGAGGUAAUGUACAUCUCCAGCACACCACUGAGACAGAUUACCGAAGAGGACGCUUCAGACGGCGGACCCUGUCUUCUUUGCGUUGCGAGCAGGAUUACCCAUCGCGAUAAGGUGGCUAGCUCGGCGGCCAUAGAACAAUUCACAACAAAACUCGAUAUCCACUGGAAGAUCAUCGGCGUCGACUCUUCCGGUAUUUCGUUCCAAUAUUCGCAAUUCCUCAACAAGGAUCUCGUUGGAAAAGAACUGGAGGACAUCUGUGUUCAACAGGAUCUUCCCAAAUUACAGCAACAUCUCAAGGAAACCAUAAAUGAGGGCCAGUCCACAAGCGGCUUAUAUCGGUUGCGUAUUGGCCACGAUAAAUUUGUACAAGUCCAAACCAAAUCGAAGCUUUUCAAGUCGCAUUCGUCCACCGACUCCGAAUUUGUAAUGGCGACGCACUCUAUAAUCAGUGAUAAUGAUUGCACUGGUCCGUCGGAUCCAGGUGGUGGCAGUAGUGUGGGUGGGCCAUUGAUGACGAGUGUCGUGAAUGGUACUCGUAAUGGGGCUCCUGUGAGUUCCGGUAGCGACAGCUCUACAACGUCGUCCAGUAACCUUAUGAACGCAAACGCGUCCAUGUUCUCUACUUUCACUCUGGACCAUCAUGAUCCAUUGCAAUUUGGCCUGGACUUCCCCUCGUCCACGUGGGACCUUACUAACACCCUCGAUUCCCCGAACUGGACAGAACAGCGACCAGACUCGCGACAGAGCGUAACACCGGUGUCGACGCCGACUCCGAGACCUCCGAGUGCUCCCGUCUAUAGCCCUGCGACUACUAUUGCCCAAAGCCCACUAGCCCAAUUCGCCCAGCCGAGCCCGACCGUACCUAACCCAUCGACCCCUUACAGCAGUACCUAUGUCUUCAGUCCUAUGACCGAACCCAGUUUCUCAAUGGAAACAGAUCCCCAACAUCAACAACAACAUCAACAACAGCAGCAGCAACAACAAAAACCUGAUACCAAAGUGAACGUUUUAGACGAUAUGUCAGAUUCGGCUAGGCUAAGGACAUUAUUGACAAAGCCGCCGAAUAAUGAUAACGGUGAUAGUGAGAAUAGGAAUAAUAAUACCAUUUUGAAAACGCUGCUCAAUCAGACCGACGAGGACGAAAACCGAGGUGACAACAGGGGCAGUCCCAGGACGCAUCCCUCUACCAGGAAUUCACUACCUGGCACAUCGGAGUUACCAAAACCGUCCGCCGCUGGCGGUAUGCUGUUACAGCUAUUAAAUGAAAAGAGUGAUGAUGAUGAUGUCGAGACCAGGGCUGGUUUGAAGAAAGGCAGUGAGCUGUUACACGUACUAAUGAAAGAUGACGAGAAAGUACCGAAUAAAGCGGACACUCUACUCCAGAGCCUGGGAUUUAACAAUAAUUCGGCACCACCGAACGGUGAUCCAGGAAGGGCGAAAAAGCGUUCUAGCGAUGACAGCGAUGAUAAUCCAUUGAAACGAUCCUCCGAUGGCUCGCAUGUGACUUCUUCCGGAUCAACUGGAAGCAAACUGUGCGAGAAAAACAAAAUGUUGGCUCGGCUUUUAGCAAAGACACCUUCAAAUCAUCAACCUAUACCUCCCAUACCUGCCAGUGUGAUCUCGGCAACGCCUCAAGAAAAACUGCCGCGUAUCGACGCCAACUUAAACAAAAAUCAUCAUAGAAUGCAGCCGAAUGUAAACAUGAUGAACAGUGUCCGGAACACUUCCCGCAUGCAGGGAAGGCCGACAAACACAAACUACCUCAAUAUCAUGCUCGCUUCGGAAAGCAAUAUACAACAACGAAAUCCGAGCCGACAGUAUAACCACGUCGACUCGACCUACGCCUCGCCGGCCACCUCCAGUACCGACACUGCCCCCUCCUCCAUGUGGCUCGGCAUGCAUACCACCUCUUCGGAUCCAUUACUAUCAAUCAUCCUAGACCAGGUGAUCGACAUCGUACCAGAUGCCGUGAUGACCAACCAGAAUGACAUACAAACUCUUUUGGAUGCCAUGUCGCCACCGAACAAUUCCAACAAUUACACACAGAACGAUGCCAUCAGCGAGAAGAUGGCAAUCAACAUUAUACAAAAAUCACUAAUGCAGUGCGAGACUGCCGUUAAAAGUCCAUCUUCACCAACGAUUUCAAUGCCGGGCUCUUCGCCUGCUUACAACACGAACACGAUGAGCCAACCUAAUCAUGGUUAUCAGCCACCUCCGAAUUACAGUCACAUGGGCACCAUGAAUCGUCCAGCCCUACGUCCCGGAACUCCCCAAUAUAAUCUAACUAACCAACAGUUGCAGCGCAAGCAGCAAAUGCAACAGCAAGAAAAAAGGCGUCUGUUGGAACGGCAAAGCCGCCAACAGGUCGUUAUACCGUCCAAUGCGGCUGCCGAUAUGAAUCCUAGUUUGGAUAACAUAGAAAGCCUCCUAAACAAUACGGUUGCGCCGAACGUUUCACUACAACGCUCUUCUAGUGUGCCUGAAUCCCAGUUGUCGCCGAACUACCAACUCAGUCAGCAAAACUCUAGAAUCAAUAACCAGCAGCCCUACUCGCCGCAUUCUCAGAUGACCAGUCCUAUUGGACAACAAGCCGGAAAUUACCAACAGGGUGGUUCCAGCUUAUCCCCACGACCGCCUUUUAACCAGCAACUCUCACCGCGGCAAGCCUAUCCGCAAACCAGCUCGCAGAAUGCCAACUGGCAACCGAGCAGACUGAGUGUUCAGCAGCAACAGAAUCCAAUGCUGAACGCCCAACUUACUGGAAAUUAUGUGAUCGGUCCGAACGGACGUGGUUUUCCGGUGCAGAGAGGCGCACCUCAACAACAGCAGUCACAGCAACAGCAAUCGCGGGCUAUCGGUAGUCCUGGUUCGGCUGCUGGCACGAGGCAGUCUCCGUUUCCAGCUGAUUCUUUUCCGCCACCCGCCUCCCCUAACUCUGGAUAUAGUCAGAGCCAGUACCUGAGAAUACAGCGCACCAAUAGCGCUCCGACAGCCACUACGCAACUGCCAGGUGGCCUGGGAUCACCCCGGCCAUUCGCCAGGGACCAUCCUACACACUCUUACCCUUCUAUUCCUCCCAACCCUCAUCACCCUAUGAUGUACCAACAAGAGUCCUCCCCGUACUGUUACGAUCAAACAGGUUUACAGUUACCUUACAAUGGUGCAGAUAGGGGCACACGUGCACCCCCACAUCUACAGGCCGCAGGUGUUCCUGGUGGAAAUGGCCCAGCGUCGGACUACGUGCGCCAGGAGUUAAGAGCGGUGGUUGGCGCCAGGACGGGUCAACAAAUUCCCACUGGAAACACAACACGGCCCCAAACUCAGCAGCAACAACAACAGCAGCAGCAGCAGCAACAACAGCAACUCCUGAAUCAGAAUGUGAACAGCUCUGACCUGGAAGCUCUUGGUCUUUCCUUCGAGACGUCCGGUGCGAGUGAAAGCCCGAAACUUUGGGUUGCGAUGGGGUCAGAUAUGGGCUCAAUGUCUCCUCCGCAGGCAGCAACCUCCAGGAAUACUAUGGAGGAGGGCCGACAAGGUGAUCACAAGUCUUCACUGCUGCAGAAACUUUUGUCGGAAUGACGGAUUGUACAUAAUAGAGAUAUAUACUACUAGGUACCUCAUUGGUUAAGUACCGCAGGCUGUAAUCUAGACAGGUUAGCUGUAUCAAGUGCAUUACUACGUUGCUUGUUCAAUUUUGGUUAGGGUAGUGCGGAGCAGCGGCAAGGGAAGGCGCAAGGGCCUGAGUGCAAUUGUAAAUAUUAUUAUGUAACGCAGGACUUGUUUAUAUUUAUAUAAAUAAUGAAUAUAUUAUAUAUAUAUAUUAUAUUUUAUUAUAUUGGACUUGUUUAAAAAUAAUAAAAAGAAGUAAUAUUAAUUCAUUAACUCGCCAGUUCGCCCGGUCACCGGAUAUUAAGUACGACUUGUAUAAAUUUAUAACUCAUAGUUGCUAUUGUUGUUAUUAUUGUUGUUACUAUUAUUGGUAUAAAA
This is a messenger RNA of Nicrophorus vespilloides, 4558 nucleotides long. Its product is annotated as nuclear receptor coactivator 1-like. Gene Ontology annotation, cellular component: nucleus. NCBI's taxonomy places the organism in Eukaryota, Metazoa, Arthropoda, Insecta, Coleoptera, Silphidae. Gene Ontology annotation, biological process: positive regulation of transcription by RNA polymerase II; cellular response to hormone stimulus. The record is from RefSeq and is a predicted model, not a curated record. Gene Ontology annotation, molecular function: nuclear receptor binding; protein dimerization activity.